CUAUUGCCCUGGCUGCUCUGGCUGGCCCGCUCGGAACGGCUUUUUUCACCCAUUUUCUCAUCUCCACGGCAAACUAAACCACCGUUACCGCCCAGGGCUUUUGGGGUCCGUCGGUGGUGUGUGGUGGUGGUGCAUGUUACGUCGCAGUGUGUGCAUGUAAAAAGCGCGGCUUACAACGCAAUACGCGACCGAGAAACGCACGUAGUGUCGUACAGCACGCGCGCCUGUGUCGGUGUACAGUGUGCUCUAAAAAACAUUGACACAUGGCUAAACGUAAAGUCACCACACUGAUACAGUUUCAGCAAAACAAAACCAAGUGAGAAGAAAAGAGACAGAGAGACAGAGUAAAAAGUAAAUCAAGCAGCAAAGCUAACUGCACACACUACACCCGGGAAGCGCAGUGUUUGUGAAACAACCCCAAAAGAAGGGCACCACCACCAGCCCCACCACCUUCUGUCCGCACACACAACAGCAGCAGCAGCAGCAGCAACAAAAACAACAAAAAACCCUCCCAUGGCACUGUACAUAACGGACUACAACAACCGCUAUCGGAAGCGGCGACGGAGCCGCGUGUUCAGCACCUGCGUCAGUGCGGCCGUCGUCGAAAAGGGCGAUUACAUCAAGCAUCCCGUGCUGUACGAGCUGAGCCACAAGUACGGCCUGCCGGACAAUGUGUCCGAGCAGCUGCUGCCGGACCGGCUGGAGGAGAUCAAGGAGGCGAUCCGGCGCGAGAUCCGCAAGGAGCUCAAGAUCAAGGAGGGCGCCGAGAAGCUGCGCGAGGUCGCGACGGAUCGCCGCUCGCUCUCCGACGUGGCCUCGAUCGUGAAGAAAAGCAAUAACAAGCUGGCCGAGCUCAAGUCGGAGCUGCACGAGCUGGAAAGCCAAAUCAUCCUCACACAGGGCAACAGUGUCAGCAACAAUGGUGGCCACGAUCCAAUCCUGUCCACCGUCAUCCCGAGCGGGCCAGAGUUUACCGCCAACGAUAAGCUGCUCAUAUCGCUCGAGAAGCAGCUCAGCAUUGAGACGAAGGUGAAAAACGGCGCCGAAAACAUGAUCCAAUCCAUCUCCAGCGGACACCACGGUCGCGAUAAGAAGCUACUGGCCGAGGCACACCAGAUGCUGGCCGACUCGAAAGCGAAAAUCGAAUACCUCCGGCUGAAGAUACUGAAGGUGCGCCAGAACAAGCUCAGCAGCAAGGGCUCGGAGGAGAAUGGCGGCGAGUCGGCAAACGCGGCCAAACAGCCGCAGGAGCUGGAAACGUCGCUGGACGAUCGCAUCGAGGAGCUGCGCCACCGGCUGCGGAUCGAGGCGGCCGUUGUGGACGGUGCGAAGAACGUUAUCCGCACGCUCCAGAGUACAAAGACAAUCGAUAAAAAGGCCCUGCAAGAGGUACGUGCCGGGGGGGAGUCCCUUGGAAUGGUUUUAUUUUGUAGAUGUGUUUUGUUACAAUUUUAG
Messenger RNA from Anopheles merus, 1455 nucleotides. RefSeq names its product serine/threonine-protein kinase N-like. NCBI's taxonomy places the organism in Eukaryota, Metazoa, Arthropoda, Insecta, Diptera, Culicidae. The record is from RefSeq and is a predicted model, not a curated record. The transcript is spliced from 3 exons. The coding region runs from base 514 to 1455 and encodes 313 amino acids. Gene Ontology annotation, molecular function: small GTPase binding; protein serine/threonine kinase activity. Gene Ontology annotation, biological process: signal transduction; protein phosphorylation.